Molecule: messenger RNA, 3046 nt
Organism: Solea solea (common sole)
Lineage: Eukaryota; Metazoa; Chordata; Actinopteri; Pleuronectiformes; Soleidae
Product: UDP-glucuronosyltransferase 2A2-like
Exons: 3
Coding region: 519-2099 (526 amino acids)
Molecular function (GO): UDP-glycosyltransferase activity
Source: RefSeq, a predicted model, not a curated record
UGAUUCAUUGACCACUUUGAAUUCUACUUGUAACUGCUUCUCUGUUUGAUGAGCAAUCUGUGGAAGUUCAGCCUCAGCUACACACAAUCACAGAGAAGGAAUCAGUAAUUCAGCAACACCAAACUGAUAUGAUAUUGGACAGCAGGAAAAAGCCACGGCCUCUGGAGAAUGCGGGCAUCGAUCCCGCUACCUCUCGCAUGCUAAGCGAGCGCUCUACCAUUUGAGCUAAUUCCCCACAGAGAAACUGCCCCUGUAGCUGCUGUGCCGGCCCCCACUGGAGGUAUAAUGUUUCUGAAGGAGGGCGUUCGUUUAGGAGCAGUCUGCUGAACUCUGUCGACUGUGGGUGGAAUCCAGAGAACAACAAGCUAACUUCCACAAAAAGAGACCUGGUAUAAACAGCUGCCCUAAGAGAUUUCAACACAAACUGACACCUGUGCUGUGAAGGAGCCUGCGCACACUAACAAGAACAAACAGAUCAAACAAGAACCUAAGAAGAACCUCUUGGGUCUUUUUCAGAUAUGUUCCAAAAAGCCUUGGUGACACUUGUGGUCCUAUUCUGCUCUUCACCCUUGGUAAAUGGAGGGAAAGUCCUGGUGUUCCCUGUAGAUGGAAGUCAUUGGGUGAACAUGAAAGUCAUCAUUGAGGAACUUCACUCAAGAGGGCAUGAAAUCACAGUGCUUUGUCCAGGAGACACCUGGUAUAUCAAGCAAGAGUCCCCUUACUACAAGUCCAUCAUGAUAAAUUCCUCUGCUGGUUUUGACAAGGACAAGUUUGGGAUGUUUGUAACAAAAAUGGUUAACAUGCGGCGGGAAGGCGCUUCACUUUGGACUCGUUUGUCUCUGGAGUAUGAACUAAUGAAGUCUUUCCAUCAAAUGCAUAAGACGUUACUUAUAAUGAUGGGGGAGGUUUUUGAGAAUGCCAAACUGAUGCAGAGCCUCCAUGAUGCCAAUUAUGAUUUGCUUAUGACAGAUCCUGCAACUGGAGGAGGGACACUUCUGGCUCACCGUUUGGGCCUCCCACUUGUCUUUAAUGUGAGGUGGACUGUUCAGGGUGAGGGGCAUGAAGCAAUUGCACCAUCUCCACGCUCCUAUGUUCCAUUACCAGGGUCAGAGCUGACUGACAAGAUGAAUUUUCCCCAGCGGGUGAAGAACAUCCUCUACCAUUUAUUUACACGCUUUCAAAUUUGGUAUGUCACAGACUCAAGCUAUAUCUCUUUUGUCCAUCAUUACUUUGGCAGUGACGUACAUUACAUGGAGUUGUUCCAAGCGGCAGAUAUAUGGCUGAUGAGAAAUGAUUUUACUCUUGAGUUCCCACGUCCCACAAUGCCAAAUGUCAUUUACAUGUCAGGAUUUCAGUGUAAACCUGCCAAGCCCUUGUCCAAAGAACUACAGGACUUUGUGCAGAGCUCUGGUGAACAUGGCGUCAUUAUAAUGACAUUGGGAACCCUGGUGUCAAAACUUCCUGAGGACAUCACUGAGGACAUUGCAGCUGCUUUUGCCCAACUUCCACAGAAGGUGAUCUGGAGGCACACAGGAAAAAGACCGUCCACACUUGGCAACAACACCUUACUCGUGCACUGGCUGCCACAGAAUGACCUCCUCGGUCACCCCAAGACUAGAGCAUUUGUGGCACAUGGAGGCACCAAUGGAAUACAGGAGGCCAUUUAUCACGGUGUCCCCCUCAUUGGUCUGCCCCUCAUGUUUGACCAGUCUGACAAUUUCUUCAGGAUGAAAGUAAGAGGUGUGGCCAAAGUCCUGGACAUUGCAACUGUGAACCAAGAUAACUUCCUGGAGGCUCUCAAAGAGGUGCUGUAUGAACCAAGCUACCGGGAGAAUAUGAAAAAGCUGUCCAACCUGCAAAGGGAUAAACCCAUAAAACCACUGGACCACGCCAUUUUCUGGAUCGAGUUUGUCAUGAGGCACAAGGGAGCAUCACAUCUUAAGUCAGAGUUUUAUAAGAUGUCCACCAUCCAGUAUUACUCAAUUGAUGUGAUGGGAUUUCUACUGGCAGUUAGUUUGCUAAUGUUUACUGUUUUUAUUUCUGUGAUAAAGUUUGUGUGGCGCAGAGUGUUUUCUAGAAGCAAAGCCAAAAAGGAAUGAUAAAUGUGCUGCAAGAUUUAUAAAGCACAACGAUAAUACUAGCAAUCUACUCUAUUUUGUUAUUUAGAGUCAUAACCCAAAUAGUCUUACUCAACCAUGUCUGAGUGUGUAACUAAAUGCAGCCACAAGCGUCGUUCUGCCUGAUUUAUUUGUGUCUUGUCUGACUUAGCUAGAUGAAAUAACUUGUAGACAUAAACAUACAAAGAAAAGCUAAUAAGAAAAGAUAUGUAAGAUGUGUAUCAGCUCUGUUGCUGAUCUUUAAUGUCUGAUCAUCCGCCAGUAGCCUCAUUCUAAUGAUUUGAAGGUGUGUGCACUGUUUUCUGAUUUUUAAUGAUAUAAAAUUGUUGUACAAUUUGGUAAUGACAUAUAUGAUCUGUGAAGAUGUGUUCACAUCAAAUGCACAUUGUUGUUUUUUUUCACAUUGCAUUAUUAUGAUUUAUUUCUGUUUAUAUGUGUUACUAAAGCAAGUAAUUAAAUACCACAACUUGCAACUAGUACUGGCUUAUGCCAGAACUAAACAACAGCCAACAAAUAACAAUAGUGUAACUAAUAUCUUGAAUUAAGUGACACACACACACAUUUUCAGAAGUUACCAGAUGGCAAUACUUCCUCUCUCAGUUUCAGGGAAGUCUUAUUCACUCUCUUGCUAGCUUGUGUGCACACAUAAAGCAAUUUACCUCCAUUUCUGAUAUUAUAUUGGGAAAUUCUUCACUCUAAUAUUUCUUCUGAAGAGAACAAUGUAAAUCCUGCAACUUUACAGGAUUUGUCACACAACAUUCACAUCAGCCAUCAAUACCUUUUCAUUGAUGUUGUGUGUAACCUGAUUCAUUUUGAUUAUUUCAUAUAAAACGUGCUAUUCAACUAAUGGUGUUGCAGGAAUUUAAUGUUGAUUCUGUAUCUGAGCUAUAACUGAAUUUGAAUAAAGACCAUUGUGUUUGUGCAGAAUA